This is a messenger RNA of Lactuca sativa (garden lettuce), 351 nucleotides long. Its product is annotated as uroporphyrinogen-III synthase, chloroplastic. Gene Ontology annotation, molecular function: uroporphyrinogen-III synthase activity. Gene Ontology annotation, biological process: uroporphyrinogen III biosynthetic process. The record is from RefSeq and is a predicted model, not a curated record. Gene Ontology annotation, cellular component: chloroplast. NCBI's taxonomy places the organism in Eukaryota, Viridiplantae, Streptophyta, Magnoliopsida, Asterales, Asteraceae.
AUGAACAAGAGAAAGAAGGAUGUUGUUGGAACUGGUACAACAACCAUAUUUCAAGAAGCUACACGUUCAUCCGAGCAGUUUAUUGAAGUUGCCUUUACUCCAUCAGAAGCAACUGGCAAGGUUCUUGCUUCAGAGCCUCCAAAGCAAGGGAAUGAAAGAUGCACUCUGUUGUAUCCUGCCUCUGCAAAAGCUGGUCAUGAUAUAGAGGAAGGUCUUUCUAAGCAUGGAUUCCACAUCACAAGAUUGAAUACUUACACAACGGAACCUAUACAACAUGUGGAUCAAACAAUUCUACAACAAGCACUCUCUGCUUCUGUAGUUGCAGUUACAUCACCUUCUGCAGUUGGGUAA